AUGGUUCAGGGACACAAUGACAUUCAAACAAUACCACCCUUUAAUGACGACCAAUACAAGGCCCGUACACCGUCUCCAUCGUUCCAGGUACCGGGAACCCAGUCUGAUCCCGUCGACUUAGCGGACCCGCCUCGGGAACGGUCGAGUAGCGUACUCCGCAGUGUAUUACAGCUCGACGCAAAUAUUACACAAAGACCGACGGGGAAAUACGCACACACCACCCUGUGGCCUGCUGCGGGAGUGCUGCACCGCACGGCGAAAGAAGAGAAGCUCUCCCCAUCCUCGUCUCCCAACGUCUCCCGUUCUGAGGCCCAAGCUCCAUAUACAAAUCUGGAGCUUGGGAAUAGCAAAUAA
Molecule: messenger RNA, 354 nt
Organism: Penicillium angulare
Lineage: Eukaryota; Fungi; Ascomycota; Eurotiomycetes; Eurotiales; Aspergillaceae
Exons: 1
Coding region: 1-354 (117 amino acids)
Source: RefSeq, a predicted model, not a curated record